Amphimedon queenslandica is the source of this 3757-nucleotide messenger RNA. RefSeq lists its product as uncharacterized. The transcript is spliced from 15 exons. Gene Ontology annotation, molecular function: protein kinase activity; protein binding; ATP binding. Lineage: Eukaryota; Metazoa; Porifera; Demospongiae; Haplosclerida; Niphatidae. The record is from RefSeq and is a predicted model, not a curated record. Bases 200 to 3601 code for a protein of 1133 amino acids. Gene Ontology annotation, biological process: signal transduction; protein phosphorylation.
CAGAUUUAGUCUAUUAAGAUUAAAUGACAAAUUUAAUACAUUAGCAGAGUAGUAAAUAAAUCCUAUGUGGUGUCAAUUAUUAGAUUGCAGUGUGUAGAUCUAAUUAUGUUAUAGCUUCAUUGCUAGGGCUGUCUAACCCAAGGUCUGACCACAGAAUAUCUUAUUAGGUAUCAAGAGAUAGUCCUGGUUCAAUGGCAAUAUGGCAUCAAACAAGCAAGCAAGAAUGUUCCCUAUUAUUUUAGAUAUUAGCAAAUUAAAUGAGAUUGUACAGAUAUUGAAGCAAUACAGGUUUCCUGAGGCAAAAUGGUUUGAGUUUGGAUUGAAUCUUGGUCUCCUUUAUCCUACACUGGAAGCUAUUGAUGCUAAUCAUAGAGGAAAUACUUCACAUUGUCUCAUGGAGUGUUUAUCCAAGUGGCUGAAUAAAGCUGAUGAAAAGGUGUAUCCUCCUACUUGGCAGACAUUGGCUAGUGCUCUUAGAAAGUUAGAAGCAAAAGCAGUGGCUGAAAAUAUUGAGAAAACAAUGGCUAGCCAGCUACUACAGCAUUACAGUAGUAGAAUAUCUGGAGCAACACUCUCUGAAGAAUCAGUUGAUCUGUUACAUACAGAAGGACUGAUAUCUGAAGAGACAUUGAGGGAAGUGAAGAGUUGUGGAUACACACUAACAGAUGAUGCAAUGAGAGAAAUAUACACAGCAGUAGCUUAUGAUCAUAACAAAUUGAAAUCAUUUGCUAGCAUAUUAUUAAGAUCAACAGGCACUGUUAGUAUAGCCAAUGACUUAAUGAGAGAAUAUGAGGAUGUUUUUUCUGGAACAGAAAGUAAUGAGCAAAAUCAAUCAUUUAUCAAUACACCAAAUUCAGUUGAAGAAUCAAGUGUCAGGAUUACAGAAUUUGAGUUUCAAAUUUCAGAGGAGUAUACUUAUCAAUUUGACAAAAUGAGAGGCAAUUUUGGAACUUUCUAUUUCAAAGUCACUCGACUGGUAUCUCACACUGUAAGAGUGAACCAACUUGAAGAUUUCAUAGAAUUUCUUGAUGAUUGCUAUCCUGAGCUAGGUCCUAACCUAACCUCUGCUGCUACAGUGAAAGAUGUAAUGAAAGUUAUUAAAACCAAAUGCAAUGUCAUCAAUAUUGCACCAGUAGAGGAAGUGGUUAGUUUCUAUAGUAUAACAGAAGCUAAUCAAUUGAUAUCUGAUUAUAAUAAAACACUUGAUGAGUUCUGUCACAAACUGAAGCUUCAGUUCUUGCUUGAUAAGAAGCUUUCAACAAGCCAUUUUUUUAUUUGUGAAACAAUUGAGUUUGUUCUAGACUGGGAUCCUGCUGAGCACUUAUUGAAUGAUAUUCGUCGUUUAAUGGAGAAAGCAUUCAAAGGAUUGAGCAGAAGGAUCAUAGUCAAAAGCAUGCAUAAAGGGAACUCCAUCAUUAUCAUUUGUGGUGCUCCUACUCAUCUAAUGAAUGCUUUGCAAUUGAGGGCUUGUGAUAAUCUUACUGUGCUACAAGAAGAAUUUGCUUUGAUGAAAUUGAGAAUAGGACACUUCAAGGUCUAUGAUAGGACCAUCAGAGACAAAGAACUUAUGGUUGUUGCAGAGGAGAUUGAAAUGUGUGAAGGGGAAUCAGUAAAGAUGAAUCCAUACCACAAUGACAAAGAAAGUCUUCUUGCUAGGCAAGCAGCACAACUUAUACCUUUAAAGCACAAACAAGAAUUUAUCGACAGUAGCAUGCAGGCAUUAGAUUUUAAAUUUAAAGUCAAACAAAUGGAAAGAGAAAAGGCUGCAAGUACAAAAAAGCAAAUGCUAUUAAGAGAAAAUGAACAUUUACAAUCUACUCUAAGGAUCAGAAUAAGUCGAAAGCAAGUACUACAAGACAAUGAAAGAGAAAUUGGGGAACUACAGGAAAGUAUAUCAUCUAUUAGUGUGGAGCUGCUUAAAAUGCAACCUUCUUACAAUAAAGAAGUUAAAAUUACACAGACAGUGCUAUCAUCCAAUGGAUCUAUUUGUGAAGCUCAAGAUGAGUAUAAUGAAACAAAUAUUUCAUUCAAAAAGGGUGAACUACUUCAGUUAAGUGCAAAUGGACAUGAGGUACAAUCACUGGAGACUGGACAGAAGAGUGCUGUUCCAAUGAAAUACAUUGGAUACUCAAGAGUAGAAUUACUUUACUUGUUUCAGUUUGCAGUGACAAAGGAAGGAUUGUUCCUCCUACCUGUUCUCCUUGAUGAUGAUGAAAAAGCAGAAUAUUUUAUACAAAAAAUUACUAGUGAUCCUACUCUACUAAAAUCAUUGAGGGAAUUGACCACAAAGGAUAAAUUAUUCAAGGCUAGUUAUAAUUUUGAAGGACUAAGCGUAUAUGACUUAACUUUAAAGAAAGGAGAAGUACUUGAAGUUGUUAAAUAUCACGAAGAUGAUGAAUGGUGGUAUAUGCAUUCACUUCAUACAGACAGUAAAGGAUAUGUACCAAUUAAUUAUAUACUACCUAUUGAAGGAGAAUACUCACCAAUGUACUACAAGUAUGUCUACUAUCAUACAGUGAGUCGUGAUGAAGCAGAGGAGAGAUUGAGUCAAGCAGACACUCAAGCAGGUACUUUUCUAAUUAGAGAGAGCAUAUCUGGAACAAAUACUCUUUCCGUUAAAGAUGGAGCUACUAUCAGGCACUACCAUAUAUCCAUUGAGAAUAAUAAGUAUUAUAUAUACCCUCGUGUCAAGUUUGACUCACUCAAUGACCUGGUACAUCACUACAUGACUGAAGCUCAUGGUCUACCAUGCUCAUUAACAGUUCCUAUACCCAAGCAUGUAAACAAACCCAUUGCAAUAAAUAAAGAGUUGGAAAUUAAUAAAAUGGCAAUCAAGUUUUUAAAAUGCAUGCAUGCAGGACACUUUGGAGAGACAUGGAAGGGUAAUUGUCAAGGUGAAGGGUCAGUUAUCAUUAAAACAAAUAUAGCAACAAAUAUUACACAAGAAACAUUACUUGUAGAGGCUGGAAUAUUGAAAAAACUUCAUCAUAAGAACAUCAUCAGUCUAUAUGGUGUUUGUACUGAAAGUUAUCCUUUUUACAUUGUAACAGAACCAAUGACUAGAAACCUCAAAGAUUACCUAAUUACAAAUAAUCCUACACCAGCAGAGUUGGUAGAUAUUGCUAUUCAAGUUACUGAUGGUAUGAUUUAUCUAGGAGAACAAGAUUACAUUCAUUGUGAUCUAAGAGCCAUCAAUAUACUAUUAGGAGAUCAUAACACUGUCAAGAUAGCAAACUUUUAUCUUGCUCAACACCUCAAUGGCAAUAAAUACUGGACUGUUGAGAAAGGAACUAAGCUAGCUAUAAGAUGGACAGCACCUGAAGCAUACACUUUAAAGCAAAUAAGUAUUAAAUCUGAUGUUUGGUCAUUUGGUAUAUUACUAUGGGAACUGGCUACCAAAGGAAAUGGACCAUAUCCUGGUAUGACUGAUGAAAAAGUAAAGGAGGCAGUACCAAAAGGUUAUCAUAUGCCCAUACCCCGAGAUUGUCCUGAACCAUUUAAACAACUUAUGAUAAACUGUUGGAAAUAUAAAGACAAUGAAAGGCCUAGUUUCGACUAUAUUAUUGAUAUACUUCUCGAAUAUAAAAUAAGUUAUUUGUAAAUAUUUAUUUGGAAGCAACAGAGCCAUGCAUUCCAUUCUCAUUUCCUUUCUCCUUUCAAUCUAUAAUGUUAAUGAAUAAACAAACAGAAUGCAUUUGUUUUGUUUACACUAAAUGUCACAUGGUUAUGUAAAACAUUUUGUUUAUAAGAGACAACA